This is a messenger RNA of Engraulis encrasicolus (European anchovy), 965 nucleotides long. RefSeq lists its product as uncharacterized. The record is from RefSeq and is a predicted model, not a curated record. NCBI's taxonomy places the organism in Eukaryota, Metazoa, Chordata, Actinopteri, Clupeiformes, Engraulidae. The transcript has 5 exons. The coding region runs from base 33 to 602 and encodes 189 amino acids.
UGUUGGUUUGUUUCAUUUUUCAUUCAGACACAAUGGCUGAUCAGGACCACAGGCCACCAUCUCCAUCUCCAAGCGAUGCUUCCAUGAAUAGCAACAGAUCCAUGAUGGAGCCUCCCAAACUCAAUGGAGAACCAGACGACAUUGAUGAAAGAGAGCAGACACCAAGACCAGUGUCUCCAUCCCCCAGCGGUGUUUCAAUGAAGAGCAGCAGGUCUAUGAUGGAGCCUCCCAAACUCAGUGGAGAACCAGACGACAUUGAUGAAAGAUGGCAGACACCAAGACCAGUGUCUCCAUCCCCCAGUGGUGUUUCCAUGAAGAGCAGCAAGUCUAUGAUGGAGCCUCCCAAACUCAGUGGAGAACCAGACGACAUUGAUGAAAGAGAGCAGACACCAAGACCAGUGUCUCCAUCCCCCAGUGGUGUUUCCAUGAAGAGCAGCAGGUCUAUGAUGGAGCCUCCCAAACUCAGUGGAGAACCAGACGACAUUGAUGAAAGAGAGCAGACACCAAGACCAGUGUCUCCAUCCCCCAGUGAUGUUUCCAUGGAGAGCAGACAGGUCUAUGAUGGAGCCUCCCAAACUCAGUGGAGAAUCAGAGGACAUUGAUGAAAGGUGAUACAAAUAGUUACAAAGUUUAUUGAGACCAAUGGCUGGCGAACGUUAUGAGAAGAAAAGCGCAGUAAUUGGCACCAACCCUUGUUGUAUAUUAUUCCCGUGAGUCCUAUUUCUUAUGUUAGAAGUCUAAAUACGUAUGUGGUAAAACUGAUUUUCCCACGAUUCAUAGGCUAUUUUAGAGUUUUAUCUGUAGGCUCCAGGCUUGUCACAUAGACCAACGCCACCUAUUAGGCUAUAGGUUGCCGUAAAAUUGCUGAUAUUACUCCAGGAAACGCUUAUAGUGUCUAUAGCCCUAUCUUGCAUUUUGCCGUUAUGAGUAGGCCUAGCCUAUGUCGUCAAUCAAAUAGCCAAAAA